This is a messenger RNA of Sphaeroforma arctica JP610, 447 nucleotides long. RefSeq lists its product as hypothetical. Lineage: Eukaryota; Ichthyosporea; Ichthyophonida. The annotation marks the transcript as partial. The record is from RefSeq and is a predicted model, not a curated record. The transcript has a single exon.
CAAAACGGCACACUACAUGAUACCGUAUGUAAUAUCAAUAGAUUAAUACUUACAAUACAUCGUUGUACGUUCCUAUACAUAAGACUUUUUUUGCCAACAACACCACAAUUCUUUUCAGACAUAAUGUCCUCUUGGGGAGAUGCAGUGGACGACGACGAGAAGUUCGAUCCUUCAAUUACACCAGACUUUGGCAAAGACACGCCUGAAUCUUCCAAACCGACCACCCCAGUCACUGCCACUAAAUUUGACUUCAGCAACAGUGACGAUGACUUCAGCAACAGUGACGAGAAAAGCAAGGAUGGUGGGGAAAUAAGGGAUAAUAAGGAAGAACACGCGCAUGCGAAUGUCAAGGAGAUUGGAGAGGGAUUGGAGAAGAGCCGUAUCCAUGACGAAGAAAGACGAGCCAGUGGUGAAGGCCACCAUAUCAGUCUGCGAGACAAGAAUCUG